AUGUUCAUUAAUAAACCUAAACCAAACCCAUCGUCAUCAUCAUUAUCUUUAAGUGAUAUGGCCGACAUCCUGAUGCAUAAACUUGAUCAGACCAAAGUUUUCCCUCCUUACUACAAUAAACCUGAAGAGUUAAUCGACCCAGUAAAACAAAAAACUUCAGGAAUACCUCGCCCACCUAACGGUUUUCUGCUAUGCAGAAAGAACGUGCACCAACAAGCAAAACAAUGUGGAAUACAAAACAUGAGAGUUAUAAGCAAAGUUACGGGAAUGUUAUGGCGUAGUGCUUCGCCACAAGAAAAG
Molecule: messenger RNA, 300 nt
Organism: Racocetra persica
Lineage: Eukaryota; Fungi; Glomeromycota; Glomeromycetes; Diversisporales; Gigasporaceae
Source: the annotation of a GenBank genome assembly